Molecule: messenger RNA, 1527 nt
Organism: Cygnus atratus (black swan)
Lineage: Eukaryota; Metazoa; Chordata; Aves; Anseriformes; Anatidae
Gene: KCNA6
Product: potassium voltage-gated channel subfamily A member 6
Exons: 1
Coding region: 1-1527 (508 amino acids)
Biological process (GO): protein homooligomerization; potassium ion transmembrane transport
Cellular component (GO): voltage-gated potassium channel complex; membrane
Molecular function (GO): delayed rectifier potassium channel activity; protein binding
Source: RefSeq, a predicted model, not a curated record
AUGCGGGCGGAGGAGCCGCUGGCGCUGGCGGCCCCGCGGGCGGGCAGCGGCGAGGCGGAGGCGGCGGGCGAGGAGCGGAGCGGCGGCGGCUGCUGCAGCAGCGAGCGGCUGGUGAUCAACAUCUCCGGGUUGCGCUUCGAGACCCAGCUGCGGACCCUCUCCAUCUUCCCCGACACGCUGCUGGGGGACCCCAGCCGCAGGGUGCGCUACUUCGACCCGCUCCGCAACGAGUACUUCUUCGACCGCAACCGGCCCAGCUUCGAUGCCAUACUCUACUACUACCAGUCCGGGGGCAGGCUCCGGAGGCCGGUCCAUGUACCUCUCGACAUCUUCCUGGAGGAGAUCCGCUUCUACCAGCUGGGCCAGGAGGCCAUCGAGACCUUCCGGGAGGAUGAGGGCUUCAUUCAGGAGGAGGAGAAGCCCCUGCCCCAGCACCACUUCCAGCGCCAGGUCUGGCUGCUCUUUGAGUACCCUGAGAGCUCCGGGCCGGCCCGGGCCAUCGCCAUCGUCUCCGUGCUGGUGAUCCUCAUCUCCAUCGUCAUCUUCUGCCUGGAGACCCUGCCCGAGUUCCGCCAGGAGCCCAAGGGCUCCCAGCCCGGCUUCGGGGAGGCAGCAGUGCCCGGGGACGACACGCUGCUGCUGCCACCGCCACCACCACCGAGCGGGACCCCACAGCCCCUGCGACCCGCUGCCGGCGCAGGCCCUUUCUUCACUGACCCCUUCUUCCUCAUCGAGACCCUGUGCAUCAUCUGGUUUUCCUUUGAGCUCCUCGUGCGCUUCUUCGCCUGCCCCAGCAAGCCCGAGUUCUCCCGCAACAUCAUGAACAUCAUUGACAUCGUGGCCAUCAUCCCCUACUUCAUCACCCUGGGCACGGAGCUGGCCCAGCAGCAGCAGCAGAAGCAGCAGCCUGGGAGCAGCAGCAACAACGGGGGCCAGCAGCAAGCCAUGUCCUUGGCCAUCCUCAGAGUCAUCCGCCUGGUCAGAGUCUUUAGGAUCUUCAAGCUCUCCAGGCACUCCAAGGGGCUGCAGAUCCUGGGGAAGACUCUCCAGGCCAGCAUGAGGGAGCUGGGCCUCCUCAUCUUCUUCCUCUUCAUCGGGGUGAUCCUUUUCUCCAGUGCUGUCUACUUUGCAGAGACCGAUGACCCCGAUUCCCUGUUCACCAGCAUUCCCGAUGCUUUUUGGUGGGCAGUGGUGUCCAUGACCACUGUGGGCUAUGGGGACAUGUAUCCCAUGACAAUUGGUGGCAAGAUUGUGGGCUCCUUGUGUGCCAUUGCUGGUGUGCUCACCAUUGCCCUGCCUGUCCCUGUCAUCGUGUCCAACUUCAACUACUUCUACCACCGAGAGACUGAUCAUGAAGAGCAGUGCCAGUACACCCAUGUCACCUGUGGCCAGCAGCAGUCACCCUUCUCUGAGCCCAAGAAGGGGGACAGUAAUCAGUCUCUCAGCAAAUCUGAAUUCCUGGAAGCAGGAAGACCUGGAGUCCAUGAAAUAUUCCAACUUCAUUCCCCCCAACAAUCAGGGUUAUAA